AUGAUGAAGCAGGUGAACAACGUGACUGAGUUUCUUAUCCUGGGACUCUCACAGAACCCACACAUGCAGAAAAUUAUAUUUGCUGUUUUUCUGGUCAUCUAUAUCUUCUCUAUGACAGGAAAUUUGCUCAUUCUCAUCACCAUUGCAAACAGCCAACUGCUGCGUUCCCCUAUGUACUAUUUUCUGGCCUAUCUCUCCUUCAUUGAUGCCUGCUACUCCUCUGUCAGUACUCCUAAGUUGAUUGUUGAUUCACUCCAUGAAAGGAAGUCCAUUCAAUUCAAUGGAUGCCUGACUCAAAUCUUUGGGGAACAUUUCUUUGGAGGUGCUGAGGUCAUCUUGCUUACUGUCAUGGCCUAUGACCGCUAUGUAGCCAUCUUCAAACCUCUGCACUAUGCAGCCAUCAUGAACCAACAACUCUGUAAUUUACUUGUGGGAGUGUCAUGGGCUGGGGGCUUUCUUCAUGGAGGUAUACAAAUUCUUUUCAUUGUUGGACUUCCUUUCUGUGGCCCUAAUGUCAUAGAUCACUUUAUGUGUGAUCUGAACCCUUUGCUUGAUUUAGCCUGUAUUGAUACACACAUUCUAGGUCUCUUUGUUGCUGCCAACAGUGGCUUCAUCUGUCUGUUAAACUUCCUCCUUCUGCUCAUAUCCUACAUGGUCAUCCUGUGCUCCCUAAGGACCCACAGUGCAGAAGGAAGACGCAAAGCCCUCUCUACCUGUGUUUCUCACAUUAUAGUGGUGAUCUUAUAUUUUGUACCUUGCAUAUUUGUGUACAUGAGACCUGCAGCUACAUUACCCAUUGAUAAAGAGGUUGCUAUUUUUUAUACUGUAAUAACUCCCAUGUUAAAUCCAUUAAUCUAUACUUUGAGAAAUAGUCAGAUGAAAAAUGCCAUUAAGAUAUUUUUUAGUAGAAAAAUUCAGGCAGAGGACAAGUGA
Messenger RNA from Microtus ochrogaster (prairie vole), 933 nucleotides. Its product is annotated as olfactory receptor 4C46-like. Lineage: Eukaryota; Metazoa; Chordata; Mammalia; Rodentia; Cricetidae. Gene Ontology annotation, cellular component: membrane. The record is from RefSeq and is a predicted model, not a curated record. Gene Ontology annotation, biological process: G protein-coupled receptor signaling pathway. Gene Ontology annotation, molecular function: G protein-coupled receptor activity; olfactory receptor activity.